CACCCUCCACCCCCAGCAGAGGUGUGGUUUCCGUAAGGAAGCGAGGAAACCGGAGACAUGGAGGAGGGACCGGGGCUUCCCGGGAGAAACAGGCCCUCCGCCCUCUGAGGCUGGCGACGCGGUGGUGGCUCGGAAAGCGGUGACCCCUAAAACAGGACCCCCACCCCCUGGCGCGGCCCCCAGGCGUACGGGGAAGCUGUUCAAACCCCUUAUGUUCACAAUAGGGUUUACAGGGUGCUCCUUUGGUGCGGCGGCCAUCUUGCAAUACGAGUCUUUGAAGUCACGAGUGCAGACGGCCAGGGACGAGGCUGAGGUGGAGAAAAACGGAAAGGCAUCACAAGACAUGACACACUGGCACAACUGGUGGAACCAGCUAACAGACUUCCAGAAACAGGUCAUCCUGCUCAUGUCGUUUGUGGAUGAUUUCUGGAACAGCCUGACCGAGGGUCAGCAGAUGGCCACUGGGAUCAUAGCGGUCAAUGCUGUGGUGCUCUGCUGUUGGCGAAUACCCUCUAUGCAACGAUCCAUGCUCAAGUACUUUACUGCCAACCCAGCCUCCAAGACGCGGUGCCUUCCCAUGCUCCUCUCCACCUUCAGCCAUUACUCUAUAAUCCACAUGGCAGCCAACAUGUAUGUCCUGUGGACCUUCUCCUCCAGCAUCGUCUCUCUCCUGGGGAAGGAGCAGUUCCUCGCUGUCUACCUCUCUGCUGGCGUGAUCUCCACUAUGGUGAGCUACGUGUGUAAGACCGCCACGGGACGCCUGCAUCCCUCGCUUGGGGCGUCAGGGGCCAUCAUGACGGUCCUGGCGGCGGUCUGCACCAAAAUGCCAGAGGCCAAACUGGGCAUCAUCCUCCUGCCCAUGGUCAGCUUCACUGCAGGCAACGCCUUGAAAGCUAUCGUUGCCAUGGAUGCAGCGGGGCUCAUUAUGGGAUGGAGGCUGUUUGAUCAUGCGGCUCACCUUGGAAGAGCACUCUUCGGAGUGUGAGUAAUCUGAUCACUG
Molecule: messenger RNA, 1000 nt
Organism: Coregonus clupeaformis (lake whitefish)
Lineage: Eukaryota; Metazoa; Chordata; Actinopteri; Salmoniformes; Salmonidae
Product: presenilins-associated rhomboid-like protein, mitochondrial
Exons: 8
Coding region: 212-985 (257 amino acids)
Cellular component (GO): membrane
Molecular function (GO): serine-type endopeptidase activity
Source: RefSeq, a predicted model, not a curated record